Molecule: messenger RNA, 5631 nt
Organism: Venturia canescens
Lineage: Eukaryota; Metazoa; Arthropoda; Insecta; Hymenoptera; Ichneumonidae
Product: fez family zinc finger protein erm-like
Exons: 2
Coding region: 1043-2449 (468 amino acids)
Source: RefSeq, a predicted model, not a curated record
UACGCGGGGGCUUGAGCCAGUGGCGAGAGAAACCGGCAUAGUGUACAAAGCGGCGCUCAGCAUCGGCAAACGAAAAGCCGCGGUUGCCGCCGGCACUGAAUCGCAAGUCCGCUACCGAGUUUAACGAAAAAGGGGGAAAAAUCGCGGCGAGAUCGCCUCGUCCCUGCAGCCGCGGCGACUGAAACUCUCCUCGUGCGUCUUCUCCGUCGGCUCGUGAUUGUGGAAGUUAAUAAAAUACAGAGUGAACGACGAGACGAGCUCCCGACGAAAGUUCGUUUGUCGUUAUGAAGUUGUUGACACUUUCGAACAAAAGUGGGCACUCGCAUGCUUGAAGUGACCACCGACAAAUGUUUCAAAGCCAACGGACAGCUCACGAGCAGCGAGCUUCCCUCAAUCUUUUAAUCUCCACUCGCGUUAUACGGAGAAGGAAUGAAAAACCGAUGAAAAUGAGCGUCAACGAGAUCGGGUUCACGGAUCGUUCGUUUGGGGAACGAAACGAGCUGCUGCGAGGCCUCUCGCUAUCCGGUACCGACGAGAGUCGUCGCUUCAAUAAAAUAUAACAACAACAGUACGUGCGAUAAGAGAGAUUUUUCGCGCUCGGGCACAUCGCGGGGAGACGAUUGCUGCAAAUCGCCAGGACAGACAGCGAUUAAUCACGCGUUUUUCUCCUUCAUUCCACGAGCUUUUGUUUCCUUCGUGUUCCUCGCAAAUUGGCACGUGUGAUAAGACGAAUUUGUAAUCGCUGGACGGAACGAUUGGGAAAGAAGAAACAAAAUUACGAGGCGAAAUGAAUUUUCGGCUCGUUCCGGCUUGCUGGCUCGAGCACGCAGAUCGUCACGGGACUUGAGACGAUCCUGCGACUCUCGGCAACCUUUUUCUAAGCGCCGCGUUUAUUGGCAAGUGUGUUUUAUCCGUCAGUGAUGAAUGAUAAAUCGCGGAAAAACCGAUAACGUGGUUGUUCGUUGAAUUUUUUUAACGAGAGACGAACCCAUCCCAGGGACGAGAACGGAGUUGAGAAUUUUUAUAACGCACACAAGGACUCAUGAUGCAGCCGUUCUCGUCGAGCAACACGAUGGCCUGCACGGACACUCCGACGAGCCUUCCGACGGCGGAGCGUCCGCGUCAAACGUCAACAACCCCGACACCUACGGCGUGCCGGAACCUCAACUUCUCAAUAGCGAAGAUAAUGGAACCGGACAAGCGGCUGAGCGAGGCUUCCUCGCAGCCCGGUUUGCCCAGCGGUCAAGGCAGCACGAUAAUCAAUGUUUCGAGCAGCGGUGUGACGAGCGGGGGCUCGCGAAUACUUCAACAAGCAUCGCCCACCAGCGGCAUAUCGUCGCUGUCGUAUUCGGCUCACUUGGAAUCGGCCUUCAAGAAAUACGUGCCGACUCUCAGGCAUCAGAGUCUCCUCCAGCACUACCCGCUUCUGUAUUAUCAUCCAGGCCCGCUUUUGCGAGGUUUUCCUGGCGGUCACGGGGCCGCCGCAGCGGCAGCCGCGGCCGUUGUUGCCGGCGGCACUCCCACGGGGCAACUCCACAACUCACCGCCUCCCGGUGUCCUCCAGGAAGCCUCGAGGCUGAGCUUGAACGGCAGCGAAGAUUCUUCGCCCGAAGCGCACCAUCACAGUCACCACCAUCACCAUCACCACGGCAGCCACGCCAGAGCGACUCCGGCCGGGAAUUCGAGCGACUCCCCUCCCGCAGGACCCGCGCGGAAAAAAAGUCCAUCGCCCCGGGAUUCGAGUCGCGAGUCGAGCGCGAAUUCGUCCGCGAAACAGAAAACCUUCACGUGUCCGGACUGCGGGAAGGUCUUCAACGCGCACUACAACCUGACGAGACACAUGCCAGUCCACACGGGGGCGAGACCUUUCCUGUGCAAAAUCUGCGGCAAGGGUUUCCGGCAAGCGAGCACUCUUUGCAGGCACAAAAUCAUUCACACCGCCGAAAAACCGCACAAGUGUUCGACCUGCGGCAAGGCUUUCAACCGAAGCUCGACGCUCAACACCCACACCCGCAUCCACGCCAAUUACAAGCCUUUCGUUUGUGAGUUCUGCGGCAAGGGCUUUCACCAAAAGGGCAAUUACAAGAAUCACAAGCUCACCCACAGCGGCGAAAAAGCUUACAAGUGUAACAUAUGCAACAAGGCCUUCCACCAGAUCUACAAUCUCACUUUCCACAUGCACACGCACAACGACAAAAAACCAUUUUCCUGCAAGAUCUGCGGCAAGGGAUUCUGUCGGAAUUUCGAUCUCAAGAAGCACAUGAGAAAGUUACACGACGCCGGCUCCCCCGUUCACGCCGGACUCGGUGGCUCCACCGUUUCCGGACACGUAGAAAGCUCUUCCUUCUCCUCGAUCCAUCACGGCCCGAGUACGGGGCACGCCUUCGUCAGUCCCUUCCUCCUUCCACCGCCGAGUUCGACUGCGAGUUACCUGAGCAAAAUGUUGUGACAAAACGAGAGCGUUCAUCACUACGCUAGGAACAAGAAUCAUCAUCAAUUCCCGAUGCUGCUCGGGAGCCACUGUUACAACAGCGACGUCGGCCAGCACAUGACGCAGCCCAUGAAGUAAAAGCGCCUCCUGACCGCUCGCGUCGGAGUGUCUCGAUGCACGAAACCAAAGAUCAUAAAUUUAGUUGAGAGAACAACAACAAAAAUACUAGAACAAUAAAAUAACACGAAAGGAAAAAAAAGCUCGAAACGAAGCUCACUGCAGACUACGAUUGUCCCGUCUCCGUGCGUUAAUGCCUCCGCAGAUAAAAAGCAGAGCCCGCGAACCGUGUUGCCGUCCUGCCGUUUGUUAUCGAUUUUCGCAUCGCUUCUCGCCCGCUGACGAAUCCAUGCGUGGGCGUGCAAGCAGCAGAGAUUUCGGACAGCGUAACACGACGAGGGAUUCGGGGAUAAUUGGUCGAAGCGCAAUAACAAAUAAAUGGGACGAAAUAAACGAAGAUAGGGAGAUUUAAAAAGCGAGAAACAAUAAACAACUUCGAUAAAAAUUGUUAUUAAUACAACUGGACGAAGAACGCGCGAAUGUAGCGAGACAAACAAUAGAAAGCAUGCUCACCGAGGCGUAAAGCCCGAGUAGAAAUAAGCCGCAUUGGUUCGAACGGACGAUUUCAGGGAAUCAUGUGCAAAUGCAAAUUCGCGAAAUAGAAAUCCUCCUCGUCUGUUUUAUCCCACGUAUAACUGUACACAUAUAUAUGUACAUACAAAUACACGUGGAUACGUCGACGUACAAAUACAGUAUGUUGAAUCUCUUUUAGUUGGACGCGCAAUAUGGGCUCGCGUUUGCAGCCCGGUAUACACGCUAAAAGUAAACCCUGCUGGUUUGCGCUGAUGGGGAGUUGAAUCAACACGAGCUGCUUCGUCGCCCACAACCUCAUCUUUCUCCCUUUCUCUCUCACCUACUCUCAUCGCAUGUUUACGCGUCUGGUGCGAUGCGAGACCGGAGGAGGAACGCGCUCUCGCGCGCACGUCUCGUUGGAGAAAUACGCGUGUGCAUACAAGCGUCAUCCCCGCGGGCGAUAUUCUGUAACCGAUUACCGAUUGGUUUACUAGACGAUCGAAUAUCCGGCGCACACCCGCACGCUCGAGGUCCAACCGCUAGCGAGACAUUCGGAGGUAAAUAGGUUGGCUACGUUGCACGUAACGUUCGUCGGCAAAGCUUGAAAAUCGAGACCGAUGUUCCAUCAAUUUUUCUCUAUUUGCCGUAUAUUUGGGUGUGUGCGCGUGUGUCUGUAUUAAUGGCAGUUUUCAGAAUUCUAAGGAUCCUUAAUGCGGGCCCCAGACGCGGUGGACACGAAUUUCGCGCCCGGAUCGUAGAACCUGAUGCCCUCGAGCUUGGUUACUUCGGUUUUCGCGUUGGAAUCACAAUAUUUUUGAAAACCAGCCAUCACUUGUCGUUGCCAUGGAAAAUUCCUGGGGACUCGAGUUUCUCCGUGGUCCAAUUUCACGCUCCUCCCUGAUGCAGGAGCGUCGAUAAAAAGAUUCUUCGCGGAGGCUACUAAUCUCUCGAUUCCCUUGUUUUUUGACGUUUUCUCGAAUUCCUUCGAUCAUCGACCGACAGUUCGUCGCGUGUGCUUUCGAAGAUUGUCCAAUGGCCGAAUAUUAUCGAUCUUAAAACAUCGCGACUCUCCGUGCCCCCUUAAUUGCAUCCUGAAAAUCGAUUUUCCGAGCUUCAUUCAACGUUGCUUACAGCGAAACAUGCCACGCGCUUCGAAUCCUGCUUAAUGACACAGUCCUUGAUCACAGAUCGAUACUCAACGAUGAAUUGUUGAAAAUUCUCAAAACUGCCAUUGCAACGAACGAAAGUCGAGGACGACGCCCUUCGGUGUAUACAUGUAGCCGGCAUUUUUCAAUUGUCUGUCGAUUUAUAGAAUAUGUGUGUAUAUACAUAUAUAAAAAUAUAGUUUUCUCGCUCUACGUACUUGUUUGUAAAUAUUUGUAAAUAUACUGUGUGUCUGCGUGUAUACAGCGAAUACACUUUUCGACGUGAUAUACGACGAGCGAGAUUUUCAUUAUGUACACCGUUUAAUUUUCACUGUGCAGCACACGGAUAGACUCCAGAUCAGUGAAUCGUAUUAUAUAUACAUGGAUCGUACAGAUAUACGAAUAAAUCGAUAUAAAAAUAUAUAAAUAUAGGUAUAAAUAUAAAUAUUAUAUGUUUAUAAAUUUAGGGGAAAGAAUGUAUAAAUCGGUGUGAUAGUAGAUUUAAGAGAGCCGUCUAUUAGAUAGCCAAUAAAAUGUUGCCCACACACUCUCACUCCGGAUCGACCCUGGACUCACUCCCUUCUUGGCCUUUAGUUUUUUUUUAAUUUAUUUUCUUAAUUUCAAUAAUUUCACGAGUUCUGAGUAUUUUAUGAAAAGCUUUAUGAAAAGAGCUCAAAUUAGUCAAGAAUUUCGUAGGUUGGCAGUCUGAAAGCAAACCCCCAAGAUUUUUAGAUUUUUCACAACGAACGUUUGUCUUUGGCCCUGUUUUGAUACGUUUCAAUGAGCUGGCGGGUACGACGAUGAAUUCGUAGCCGAGAAAUUCGUAGAGUAAGUCGAAUAGACUUGACUUAUAAGACGAAUUUUUUUCGUCGAUCCUGAUCCCACGGUCUCAGUUGAAAAUCUGUCAACUCCUAACGUUAAUUUACUGCUUUUUUCAUCCCCGACGAGACAACUGAAACUCCGUUCUGUCCACGCGUUUCCUGUAAUCCUGGAAAAAUAAGAGUCGCAAUAUCGAGAGAGAAAUAUGUUUUGUGAAAAUUGAAAUAAAAGACAAAACACGAAUGAGACUUUACGAGUGUCGAGAAUGUAGGCAGUUCGUAAUAUUUAGGGCGAGCGAGCCUGUGAAUAAAGUAAAUACAUGAAGCACUGCGAGAAUAAAAAAACGAUAUAUGUUUAUUAAAUUAAUAUAUGUAGAUAUUCGAUUUAGAGUAGAAACAAGCGCGAAAAACGUAACGAGUGCGUUGAAAUUCAUAUUUUUCCUGUCCCCCUCUGUCUCUGUCUCUAUUUCCCUUCCCCCUCGUCUCAUCCUCUCUCAAUCUCUGUCAUUCGCUCUCUCGCUCACGCCCAGCCCAAAUACGAGACACUCUCUUGUAAAUAAUAGAUAACCAUGAUCCACGCAAUAAAUUCAUCGAUACGAAUGAAAAA